This is a messenger RNA of Pteropus alecto (black flying fox), 6478 nucleotides long. RefSeq names its product mindbomb E3 ubiquitin protein ligase 1 (gene MIB1). Gene Ontology annotation, cellular component: cytoplasm. The coding region runs from base 38 to 3058 and encodes 1006 amino acids. The transcript is spliced from 21 exons. Lineage: Eukaryota; Metazoa; Chordata; Mammalia; Chiroptera; Pteropodidae. Gene Ontology annotation, biological process: protein ubiquitination. Gene Ontology annotation, molecular function: protein binding; ubiquitin-protein transferase activity; zinc ion binding. The record is from RefSeq and is a predicted model, not a curated record.
GGCGGCGGCGGCGGCGGAGCCCACCGCUCGGGCCCCGAUGAGUAACUCCCGGAAUAACCGGGUGAUGGUGGAAGGGGUCGGCGCCCGGGUAGUGCGCGGCCCGGACUGGAAGUGGGGGAAGCAGGACGGCGGCGAGGGCCAUGUGGGCACGGUCCGGAGCUUCGAGAGCCCCGAGGAGGUGGUGGUGGUGUGGGACAACGGCACCGCCGCUAACUACCGCUGCUCCGGGGCCUACGACCUGCGCAUCCUGGACAGCGCGCCCACGGGCAUCAAGCAUGAUGGAACCAUGUGUGAUACCUGCCGUCAGCAACCAAUCAUCGGCAUUCGAUGGAAAUGUGCAGAGUGUACAAAUUAUGAUUUGUGUACAGUUUGUUAUCAUGGAGAUAAACAUCAUUUAAGGCAUCGCUUCUAUAGAAUUACUACACCAGGAAGUGAGCGGGUUCUGUUAGAGUCUCGUAGAAAAUCUAAGAAGAUUACAGCCAGAGGGAUCUUUGCGGGUGCCAGAGUGGUACGAGGAGUAGACUGGCAGUGGGAAGAUCAGGAUGGAGGAAAUGGACGUAGGGGAAAGGUAACAGAAAUCCAAGAUUGGAGUGCAUCAAGUCCACAUAGCGCAGCAUACGUUCUCUGGGAUAAUGGUGCUAAGAACCUUUACAGGGUUGGCUUUGAGGGCAUGUCUGAUCUAAAGUGUGUCCAGGAUGCCAAAGGAGGUUCAUUUUACAGAGAUCACUGCCCUGUGCUAGGUGAGCAGAAUGGUAACAGGAAUCCUGGUGGAUUGCAGAUUGGUGACCUGGUAAAUAUAGAUCUUGACCUAGAAAUUGUACAGUCUUUGCAGCAUGGUCAUGGCGGAUGGACUGAUGGCAUGUUUGAGACUUUAACUACAACUGGAACUGUGUGUGGCAUUGAUGAAGAUCAUGACAUUGUAGUUCAGUAUCCAAGUGGCAAUAGGUGGACGUUCAAUCCUGCUGUUCUCACUAAAGCAAACAUUGUCCGAAGCGGGGAUGCUGCUCAAGGUGCAGAAGGAGGCACCUCACAGUUUCAAGUUGGCGAUCUUGUACAAGUUUGUUAUGAUCUGGAAAGAAUUAAACUUCUACAAAGAGGACACGGAGAAUGGGCUGAAGCUAUGCUUCCAACUUUAGGUAAAGUUGGCCGCGUACAACAGAUUUAUUCAGACAGUGACUUAAAGGUGGAAGUUUGUGGUACAUCUUGGACAUAUAAUCCAGCAGCAGUUUCUAAGGUGGCAUCUGCAGGAUCAGCCAUUAGCAAUGCAUCUGGUGAAAGACUCUCCCAACUUUUGAAGAAAUUAUUCGAAACCCAAGAAUCUGGUGACCUCAAUGAAGAAUUAGUUAAGGCUGCUGCCAACGGAGAUGUUGCUAAAGUGGAAGAUUUGCUAAAAAGACCAGAUGUAGAUGUGAAUGGACAAUGUGCUGGCCACACAGCUAUGCAAGCUGCUAGUCAGAAUGGACAUGUUGACAUUUUGAAGUUACUUUUGAAGCAAAAUGUGGAUGUAGAAGCAGAGGACAAAGAUGGAGAUAGAGCUGUUCACCAUGCAGCUUUUGGGGAUGAAGGUGCUGUUAUAGAAGUUCUACAUCGAGGCAGCGCUGAUUUGAAUGCUCGCAACAAACGCCGACAGACACCACUUCAUAUUGCUGUCAAUAAAGGUCAUCUUCAAGUUGUGAAGACUUUAUUGGACUUCGGCUGUCAUCCUAGUCUCCAGGAUUCCGAAGGGGAUACUCCUCUUCACGACGCAAUAAGUAAGAAACGUGAUGAUAUCCUCGCAGUUCUUCUGGAAGCUGGAGCAGAUGUUACCAUUACAAAUAAUAACGGAUUUAAUGCUCUACAUCAUGCUGCACUAAGAGGAAAUCCGAGUGCUAUGCGUGUUUUACUAUCUAAAUUACCAAGACCAUGGAUUGUGGAUGAGAAGAAAGAUGAUGGUUAUACUGCCUUGCAUCUGGCUGCCCUUAAUAAUCAUGUGGAAGUAGCUGAACUGUUGGUACAUCAGGGUAAUGCAAACCUGGAUAUUCAGAAUGUGAACCAACAAACGGCCCUACAUCUUGCUGUUGAACGACAGCACACCCAGAUUGUGAGGCUUUUGGUCCGUGCUGGUGCCAAAUUAGAUAUCCAGGAUAAGGAUGGGGAUACUCCUUUACAUGAAGCUCUGAGGCAUCACACCUUGUCUCAGCUACGCCAGCUCCAAGAUAUGCAAGAUGUAGGGAAGGUUGAUGCUGCCUGGGAGCCAUCCAAAAACACAUUAAUAAUGGGCCUUGGUACCCAGGGGGCAGAGAAGAAGAGUGCAGCUUCUAUUGCCUGUUUCUUGGCUGCUAAUGGUGCUGACCUUAGCAUUCGAAAUAAGAAGGGUCAGUCACCACUUGAUCUUUGUCCUGAUCCAAGUCUCUGCAAAGCACUGGCAAAGUGUCAUAAAGAAAAAGUCAGUGGUCAAGUGGGUUCUCGAAGUCCUUCUAUGAUUAGUAAUGAUUCUGAAACGUUAGAAGAGUGUAUGGUGUGCUCAGAUAUGAAGAGAGACACUCUUUUUGGCCCAUGUGGACAUAUUGCUACCUGUUCUUUAUGUUCUCCACGAGUCAAGAAAUGCCUCAUCUGUAAAGAACAAGUUCAAUCCAGGACAAAGAUUGAAGAAUGUGUGGUAUGCUCUGACAAGAAAGCAGCUGUUCUUUUUCAACCAUGUGGACACAUGUGUGCUUGUGAGAACUGUGCUAGCCUGAUGAAAAAAUGUGUGCAGUGUCGGGCAGUAGUUGAACGAAGAGUGCCUUUCAUUAUGUGUUGUGGAGGGAAGAGUUCAGAAGAUUCCACUGAUGAUAUCUCAAGUGGAAAUAUCCCAGUGUUACAAAAAGACAAGGAUAAUACCAAUGUCAACGCAGACGUGCAGAAGUUGCAGCAGCAGCUCCAGGACAUUAAAGAGCAGACAAUGUGCCCUGUGUGUUUGGAUCGCCUGAAGAAUAUGAUUUUCCUCUGUGGCCAUGGAACGUGCCAGCUCUGUGGAGACCGAAUGAGUGAAUGUCCUAUUUGUCGCAAGGCUAUUGAACGAAGGAUUCUUUUGUAUUAACAAGAACUCAGUGUGUUUUGUUAGCUAAGGUAUUUGGUCAUGAGAUCUUAGUAAGCUUUUAAGCUAGUUGGGGGUUCUAAUGAAUUAAUUUUAAUAUCAUAGUUUCUUUACUAGAGUAUAAUUAGACCGUAAAUGUACCAGAACAAAAAACUCUACAAAAUAGUGCUUGAAAGUUGUGGGGGUUUGUUUUCCUUCUUUUUCUUUCAGUUUUAAUUUGAAACAUCAACUCUGUGCAAUUCAUAGAUAAUUUACUUUUGGCUUCUCUGGGGAAAAUCCUUUAAAGAUCUGUUAUUUUUGUUUUUAUUGCAUUUUCUCUUAAUGGCUUAUACAUUUGUUAGACCUCAGAAAGUACAAUUCCUUAUGAUCUGCUCUCUUUCAGUUUAUCAUGAUUUUAUACAGUGACUUGACACAGGUACUCAGUUCAUGCAUCAGAUGAAAGGGGCAAGUCAAACCAUUAUGUUACAUAUAUUAAGGGAAUAUUAAGAGAGAAUUCUCUUUUUAGGUGAACAUAAAGUUAUAGAAAUGGUUGUUUCUGGAUUCUUACAGUAAAUGGAAGCAUAGUAUGAGAGAAUAAUGACUUUGCAUUUAGCUUAUUUUCUAGAUUUAAAAGGAAAAGGAAACUUGAAUCCAAUUGCCAGUUUCAAAAUGACUGAUAAGAAAAGGAAAAAUAAUUAAUCAUAGUGGGGAACUGAAGGGAGGGAAAUUAUUCAAUAAAAGAGUACCUAUUAAUUGACUGUUGACAGUUACCUUCCUUAUAUUAAUUUAUACACUGUUUUCAGCCAGCCUUAAAAAAAUUUUUGUAAAAAGUAUAUGUCAGUUUUCUAUGUGGUUACUUAUCCAGGCUUGAUCUGCCUAGUGAAAUGAUAGUCCCCUCUUCGGCCUCUGAGUUUAUUAUUUUAGCUUUUCUAAUAUACUGAACAGUAGUACUUCAGUGAUCUGAGAAGGAUAAUGCAGUGUCCAAAGGCAGCAAUCCUUUCUUCUACAUAUCUAUUAAUUCUAACAGUGUUACUGAUUUUACCUUCGUCGUAGGCCUUGCUUCCAUUCUCUCUCAGAUAGUAAGGCUUACUAUAAAGAAAACAGUCUCUCUUUAUACCUACUGAUGAGGAUAUUAUUAAACCGCCAACGAUAUUCAAGACAUAGUAAAUAACCUAAUAAUAAAUACUUAUUUUAGAAAGAAUGACUAGGACAUUUACAAGAAAUAUGUCUAAUUACAUGUAGACUUUUUCCCCCUGAAACUUUGACUUUAGAGCAUCUAAUCAUUUUCUCUCUCUGAAUGAGUAAUCUUACAAUAUUUAGGAUGAAUACACAUAAAUAGGUGUUUUGGGGUUCAUUGCUGCUAGAUCAUAAAAAUAUCAGCUGUUUACAAUACUGUGUAUAAGCUUACUCCUAAGGGUCAUUAUCUUUUUUGUAGUUUUUUUCCUUCUUUGAAUCUAAUUCCUAUGUCAGUUUUUCUGCUACAAUGAUUAGCCUUGAAAGUACAGUCUCUAGCCCUCAGUAUCUGAUUUCUGGCUGUUAAAUGACUAUUGCCUUUGCAAGUCCUGGUGAAAAUGGAGAGCUUUGCUGGCCGAUUUUGUAGUCUUGAUAAUUCCGUAUCUGUGCUUAGCUGAGUAACUUAACAUUUAGAACAGUAAAAUUUUUAUAAAUUUACAUUUGAAAAUUUAUAUUGACUACUCAGUUAUCUAAUAACGGGCCACUGAGACUUCUUAAAGCCAUAAUUUGAAGCUAUAAAAAGAUAGGACAUCUGACUAACGAUGUUCACAUAAAGAGACAAAUAGACUGUUUUCUUUCAGGUUUGAAAAUGGCAAAAGUCAGAAUUUUCCUUUUCUUCCAUGCCAUAGGCCACCCACCCAUCUCUUUUCCAGUAGAUCAGCUGGUAAAGAGGGAUCACCUGGCUGACUCAUGCAUAGUUAGGCCAACCGGAGAAUUGUAUGUUUAGUUUAGCUGGCCAAAUUAUGGUCUAGAGCUCUACUUUACUUAAAUCCUUUUUAUUUAUCUUCUUAGCUGCAGUGCUAAAACUUAUAUUCCUAAAAGGCAAUUUCAUCUUCCAGUCUAGUUUAUUUCUACCAUGUUAAAAAAAUAUAAUAACUUAUAAACUUUUACAAAAGUCAUAAAGUAACUAUAUAGUGUUAUGUACUUGUGGAUUUUCUGUAUUUGUACCACUUCGAAAUUUAAUGAAUAGAAAAUCUUUCUCUAUUCAUGUUUUGAAGCACCUAAAAAUUAUUUUAAAUUUAUUUUGGGAUUGUGAGGGAGAAUAAGAUUAAGAACUUAAUAUUUUAAGUGACUUUCCUCUAACUCUGUGAAAUUGCUACCUCUUAUUAUAUAUGUCUCUCAGCAGUACUUUCCCAAUUAGGUAUUUUUCCUACUCAUUGUCAUCUCUUUAUCUUGUGCCUGAAAGAGUUUUUACUUUUCCUAAAAUCAUUACAAAAACCCCCCCAAAACUGACAUGCAUUCAUUCAAAAACGUAUUUAUUGGACUUCAGGGACUAGAUAACACAAUAUUAAAAAAAAACCGGUCAACAUCUUAGCACAUGCAGAAUUUAUCAUGCAGCCAUUAUGUAUUUGAAGUAAUAUGAUAUAGAUGAAAAGAAGAGAUUCAAAAGUAGUGAUAGCAUUUCUUCCUAAUGUUUCAGAAGAGUUGUCAUUAAGUAGUAUUUGGACUCUCUCUUUCUACCCCCUCAGUCCUAUCACAUUGUCUCCUUUAUUCUUCUAAGAUUGUCAGCUUUGUUACCCAAAACAUAUACACAACUUAAUAGUUGGUGCUAUUCUAAUUGUUUUUCUUCAUAUAACUUAACAUUCUUACUGAUACUUAUACUAUAUACAUAAUUAAUUUUGUUGGGAGCAAGAAGGUUUUUCAAGAGAAGAUCUUUUUGUAUUAGUAUAGGGAUAAUAGACAAGUGUUUAGUUUAGCUGGCUGAAUUAUGCUUGGUUAUUUGUUAUUUUAAACGUUGCAAAUUGACUAGCUAGCUACUGAGGCAUACAAUUAAUUGAUAAUGUUGAAAAUACUUAGAUUUAUAUCUUUGAUGGCUUUAGCCUGUAAAACCGUUUUAGCAUAUUGAAAUGCAUGCUGCUUAAGAUUUGCUCAAUUCAGAUUUCAAAGCUUACUUCAUUUUUACAUGGUAAAUAUAUACUGUCUAUGUAUGUAUUGCCCAGUUGCUGAUCUAUUUUAUGAAUUUUGGACUAGGAAUUAGUUAAACUUAUGAAUAGAAGAAUUAGUGAUGGGGUUGGAUAAGGGAGGACAGCUGGGGUUGCAGCAAGUAAGAAAGAAAAGUCAUUGAAUUUAGAAGAAAAAAGGAAGAUCUUGUAGAUUUAAUUAAAUCAGGAAGUAGAGUAUAUUUGAAUAAUAAAAAGAGUCUUUCAGCCAGUUUUCAGUGGAGAUUGACAAUUGCUUUGUAAAUUAUAGGCUUUAAUGCAGCUCGCUUUU